Paramecium pentaurelia is the source of this 591-nucleotide messenger RNA. The record is from the annotation of a GenBank genome assembly. NCBI's taxonomy places the organism in Eukaryota, Ciliophora, Oligohymenophorea, Peniculida, Parameciidae.
AUGACAUCAUAAUUGCGGUCAACCAAGAAGUCUCCUUCUUCGAUCCUUGGAGACACUGUAUGCGUUCUAUAGCCUCCAAAUUCAUUAAGUUUAAAUUAAUCUGAGACUAUGUUGGCAUCAUGUGCUAAAAAUCGUUAUUUAAUAUGGAAGAAAGGAGUAAAUGAGAAAUGGGAAUUAAAAUGUAAAUAAGAGGUUACUUAAGGAUACAAAAUAUACUUUAUGGAUGAUUAAUAAUUACUAUGGGUGGCAAAUGAUAAGAAUAUUGAUUAAAUUUUAAUUUUUUAAUUAGAGAAUGGAGUAUUCAAAUAGAAUUAAGACAAAACUAUUCAAUUAAAUACAAAUCAAUUAUGUGAAGAUGAUUGGAGACUCUUCCAAAUUAUAUAUAAUAAAGAUAAAAAUAUGCUAUUAGUUAGACAUAAACAUCAUAUUUAUAUUAUUAGCAAAGUAAAUGAAGGUAACUUUAAGAUAAGAGGAUCAUUAAAUUGUGAAAUUGAAGAUAUUUUUGGAACUAUUACAGAUAAUGCAUAAUAUUUAGUAUUUUGGGAUAACAAAUAAAAGAAAUAUUCAUCAUAUGAGUUAUUAUAAAAAUGA